GCCAGCGAGGACUUCUACACUGCCGCCGUUGUGGAGUUUAGUCAGGCUGAUGGAACCGAUCUUACGGCCAACCUGGCUGAUAACUUGGCGGGGUAUUUGGAGCUCAUCAACUCGCCAAAUGCCACUGGUGCGGAUAUCAUGGUCUUCCCUGAGAUGACACUCAACAACGUGAAUUCACUUACAUAUGUGCCUCCACCCGAGAAAAAUGUAACACCCUGUCUGGACGAUCCCUCGGCCGAAUACUAUGAUCCCUUCUUUGUGGAGAUCUCCUGCGCUGCUCGCAACGUCAAGAGGUACAUUGUGAUCAACAUCAAUGAGAAACAGCUCUGCUCCGAUACGCCCGAGGACACGCGUCCUUGCGCCUCUAAUGGACACAAUAUCUUCAAUACGAACGUGGUCUUCGAUCGGAAUGGGACUGUCGUCUCCAGAUAUCGCAAGGUUCAUCUUUACUUGAAUGAGGCGCGGAAUACGACAGUUCUACCGGAGGUCGUCACCUUUGACACCGACUUCAAUGUGACCUUCGGGCAUUUCAUUUG
Drosophila navojoa is the source of this 536-nucleotide messenger RNA. RefSeq names its product vanin-like protein 1. Gene Ontology annotation, biological process: lipid metabolic process; intracellular signal transduction. NCBI's taxonomy places the organism in Eukaryota, Metazoa, Arthropoda, Insecta, Diptera, Drosophilidae. The record is from RefSeq and is a predicted model, not a curated record. Gene Ontology annotation, molecular function: phosphatidylinositol-4,5-bisphosphate phospholipase C activity; hydrolase activity, acting on carbon-nitrogen (but not peptide) bonds, in linear amides.